AUGGCUGGUUCGAAAACAGUGAAUUGGCAUGUCGAUAGUGGCGUUGGCCAACUCCCAAUCGUUCCCGACCACUCGCUCGCUACCAGAAACCACGGCAAAAACUGGCCGGGGGUUGCGAUAUACAAGGGUGCGCAAUUGCCAUUAGCCAGAGUAGGUAACUCGGUCACCGCGCCUUCUGCACCAAACGCGGAACCGUACCACAUUCAGUCGUUCGCUGAGAUCAUCGAGGGUAUCGCGGACCCUAUGCAGGCGUCUGACUGUCAGGCUGGAACAUUCUACUGCGACACCAACACCGCAGAGAGCUACCAUGUUGUCACCUAUUGUGUCGCUUUCUUUCAGAUACUCUGGCAUCGCAAUGGAUGUACUGCAAUAAUGCAUCGUGCCAUCCCAUCAUCGUUGUUUGGUAGAGGAAAAUACUCGCAAGUGAGGACGGCCGGCAUGACCUGA
Messenger RNA from Parastagonospora nodorum SN15, 447 nucleotides. RefSeq lists its product as hypothetical. The record is from RefSeq and is a predicted model, not a curated record. The transcript is spliced from 4 exons. The coding region runs from base 1 to 447 and encodes 148 amino acids. NCBI's taxonomy places the organism in Eukaryota, Fungi, Ascomycota, Dothideomycetes, Pleosporales, Phaeosphaeriaceae.